AUGCUUGUCACACGGCCAUUCGAUUCAGGACGGAACACUUGGUCUUCCAGCAAGCUCGAGGCCUUAUAUCAAAACGUCGCGUCUUCCCGCAUGUCGAACUUUGAUCCAUUGCCGGCGCAGCCAGACUGGCGACAACAGUACUCAACGUUCCCUCUUCCCGGUGACAGUGGUUUAAUACAGCCAUCAUAUAACCAAACGAGCUCAUCGAACGCAACAGAUAAUGGCCAAAAACAACAUUCGGGAAGCGAAAGGCCGGCAUUGGAGCACAGACACAGCCUUGGACCAUUAAGACAGGAAGCCCAGCAGACUUUACCAAUCAUAGAACGGCCAGAUUCGGCACCAGGGGACUGCAAUCGUCCAGCAAAUAACCAUACGCGCGAUGAAUCCCUGGUUUCCACGGAAUCCACAGCAUUGUCCCUGGGAUCUCUUGGAUCGAACCCACUGAGCUCUGCCUCAAGCGCACCAGUACAACAAAGCACACUACCCAACAAUGAAAGCGGAGGCGCCGAGGGGGAUAUUAAAGACGAGGAUGACGAGCUUGAUGAUGAUGAUGAUAUGAUUGAUGCAGAGGUGGAGGAGGGAGCUCCGCCACAGACAGCUGCUGAGCGUCGAGCGGAGCGUAGAAAAAUGAAAAGAUUUAGACUUACACAUCAACAAACUCGGUUUUUGAUGAGUGAGUUUGCGAAGCAGGCGCAUCCUGACGCGGCUCACCGAGAAAGACUCUCUCGGGAGAUUCCUGGUUUAAGCCCUCGCCAGGUCCAAGUUUGGUUCCAAAAUCGACGCGCAAAAAUAAAGCGACUAACAGCGGACGACCGGGAGCGCAUGAUGAAGAUGCGUGCUGUCCCAGAUGAUUUUGACAAUGUGCAAGCUCUGCACUCACCCUACGGCGCUGUCCAUGGUGUUGGGACCCCGAUGCAAUCGCCUGUGGACUUCGUCCCAGGAUACGCCGACCAUAUGAUGCGACCACUCAUGGUGGAUACAAUGAGAAGGAGCGACAACGAGGACCACAUGUCACCUACUGGUCUGAGCCCAGCUUUCGGCCAUGUUGGAUUUUCUGGAGGAUCGAUGGGUUCUCCGGACAUCCUGUCUCCUUUAUCAAUGAAUUCUCAGGACAGGUACUACUCGAGCCACCUCUCGAGUCCGAUGAGCUCCGGCCCUCGAAGUUCAAAUCCGUUUGAUCGCCAGAAUAGCUAUCAAGCGCUUUCUCACUCGAGACAGCAUGUUCGACCCCUUCAACCUCUGCAGCUGCGCGAAACGAUGUCAAGAGCAAGAUCUGAUACUAUUCAGUCUCCCUUGAGAUCAAGUAUGUCGUGGAAAGGAGAAACACUAGACUACAAUAGUUACCAAACGGGGCAGCCUAGUCCUCAAUUAAGCGGUCGCCAGCAGUCCGUGUAUCAACCAGAGCAAAUGAGCAGUAGCGCCGUUAAUGCGCACCAGUACGAUGGAAACUCAUACUCAGGCUCGAACAUCCAAAGCUCACCAACUCACAUGACAUACCCUCCCUCGCACGGCGGUGCUUCCUCUUCGAUGUCGCGUCUUCGUGCGUCGUCGGCAGCUUUCCCACCCGGAUUGGACCUCAGAAACCAAUACCGUAUCAUUCCAAACCAGAGCCACUCACCACAGGGCAUCACUCCUCGCAGCAGCUCUUUCGCUCAUGCUUUUACUGGCGGUUAUGCAAGCGCGCCUUUAACCGCGCCUGUAGAUUUCUCUCUGCCACGAACUCCCGUGGAUGGAACACAUGCAAACCGGGACUACAACAUCCCGCAGCUCUCUGCUCCAAUGGCUCCACCGCAAGACUUUUCAAAUGCGUACAAUUCGAAUCUCAGUCCUGUUCGUACCCAACAGAGCGAUAGAGAUUUCAGCCAGGGGCACAGCAAUGGGGACCACAACAGCCAAGGACAGAGCCAUGUCGAUGACCAGCAGCAACAACAAGUCAGAAACAACGAAGAAGCGUCGUAUUUGAGACCGUUAGAAUAUGACACUGGGCAAAAGCGCAAGAGAAGCUUUGAGAUCCCGGCGACUUUCGAGAGUCCAUAG
Cadophora gregata is the source of this 2037-nucleotide messenger RNA. RefSeq lists its product as uncharacterized. Gene Ontology annotation, cellular component: nucleus. Gene Ontology annotation, biological process: anterior/posterior axis specification; cell differentiation; embryo development. The record is from RefSeq and is a predicted model, not a curated record. Lineage: Eukaryota; Fungi; Ascomycota; Leotiomycetes; Helotiales; Ploettnerulaceae. The transcript is spliced from 4 exons. The coding region runs from base 1 to 2037 and encodes 678 amino acids. Gene Ontology annotation, molecular function: DNA-binding transcription factor activity; RNA polymerase II transcription regulatory region sequence-specific DNA binding.